GGACGCGGACAGCUUUACGGCAGGCAGGGGGUGGGGGCUGCCGGGGUAAGGAGGGGAGAAGGAAGCAACCAACCAACCAAGUGGCCCCCACCCCGCACCCCCACCCACCCAGGCCUGGUUUACGGCUCCGGGCUCAGGCUCCAGGGCGGCCGCUGAUUGGUCGAGGAAGGCUUGGUCCCAUCCCAGUGACCCCAAAGUGCUGAAGGGAGGGGGCGGGGGUGGCCCGGUGCAAAGUGCAUCCCGAAAGCCCCCUGUCCGGCGACCCCGCCGCCGGCCCUGCGGCCCCCUGGUGACCCGGUGCCUCGCUGUCCCGAGCCCUCCCGAGUCCUUCCGUAGCUGGAAGCCUCCGGCCCGGAGCGCGGCAGCCCCCUGCUCGGAGCUCCUGGACCGGGACUGCCCCCCCCAACCCCACACACACACAGCCGAGCCGGGACUUCCUCCCUGCACCCCGGUCCCGGGGCCGCCUGGAUGCUCUGCGGGUGGGGGCCGUGAGGCAGCGAGGAGGCACCCGGGGCCGGCCCUGCCUGGGGGUGUUUCUUCAAUGGAGAAGUUGGUGAGUGUGGCGGAGGCUGAGAGGGGGCAGAGACGCGACAGCUGAGCAGACAGGUUGGAGCUGGCUGGGGAAGACACGCGCGAGCUGACCGGGGUCUGCCCACCUACCCCCCGGAGAAGCCGCGGGCUGUGAGCCUGUGACCAGCGCCCCUCAUCCAGGCUGGGCCCCACUGAACAUCUCCCCACCAUGCUGUAUGUGCACCAUGGUCCCUAGGUGUCCACAGCUCAGAAGAAGGGACGCUCUUCCACCAGGCUGAUCCCUGGGACCUCAUGAACCCUCUGUGACAAGCGGACUCAGCUAGGAUGUUACACCACCACUGUCGAAGGAACCCUGAGCUCCAGGAGGAAUUGCAGAUCCAGGCCGCCGUGGCCGCCGGGGAUGUUCACACGGUACGGAAGAUGCUAGAGCAAGGCUACUCUCCGAACGGCCGUGACGCCAACGGCUGGACCCUGCUGCAUUUCUCCGCCGCACGAGGGAAGGAGAGAUGCGUGCGAGUCUUCCUGGAGCACGGAGCUGACCCCACAGUGAAGGACUUGAUCGGCGGCUUCACUGCACUUCACUAUGCUGCCAUGCACGGCCGGGCCCGGAUCGCCCGCCUCAUGUUGGAGUCCGAGUACCGGAGCGACAUCAUCAACGCCAAAAGCAACGAUGGCUGGACCCCGCUGCAUGUGGCCGCACACUACGGGAGGGACUCCUUUGUGCGGCUGCUGCUGGAGUUCAAGGCCGAGGUGGACCCGCUCAGUGACAAGGGAACGACGCCCCUGCAGCUUGCCAUCAUCAGAGAGCGGUCGAGCUGCGUGAAGAUCCUCCUGGACCACAGUGCCAACAUCGACAUCCAAAACGGGUUCCUGCUGCGCUACGCUGUCAUCAAGAGCAACCACUCCUACUGCCGCAUGUUCCUCCAGAGGGGCGCCGACACAAACCUGGGGCGCCUGGAGGACGGGCAGACCCCUCUGCACUUGUCCGCCCUCCGAGACGAUGUGCUGUGCGCACGGAUGUUGUACAGUUACGGAGCGGACACGAACACGAGGAACUACGAGGGGCAGACCCCGUUGGCUGUUUCAAUAAGUAUUUCUGGGAGCAGUAGACCGUGUUUGGAUUUCUUACAAGAAGUCACAAGACAGCCCAGAAACUUGCAGGACCUGUGCCGAAUUAAAAUUCGACAAUGUAUAGGCCUUCAGAACCUAAAGCUACUUGAUGAGCUACCGAUUGCCAAGGUCAUGAAAGACUACUUAAAACACAAAUUUGAUGAUAUCUGAUCCAUCAGAACUGUGAGCAAGAUUAGGAGUUCUAUUCCAGAUACUCUAAAAAAAAGGCUUUUUGCCUUGCACAAAGUAUAUCCUAUGCAAUUUCUGAUUGCUGUGAAGGUCAGAAAGCAGGCAUACGCUGUUAGGUUUUUUGUUUGUUUGGUUUUCAUUGUAGGGAAGGGAUUUUUUUUAUGUAUAUGUAUACACACACACACACACAC
Messenger RNA from Ochotona princeps (American pika), 2021 nucleotides. It is a transcript of the gene ASB7, whose product is annotated as ankyrin repeat and SOCS box containing 7. Bases 856 to 1812 code for a protein of 318 amino acids. Gene Ontology annotation, molecular function: protein binding. The record is from RefSeq and is a predicted model, not a curated record. Gene Ontology annotation, biological process: intracellular signal transduction. NCBI's taxonomy places the organism in Eukaryota, Metazoa, Chordata, Mammalia, Lagomorpha, Ochotonidae. The transcript is spliced from 6 exons.